GGAGCGGCGGGGGGCGGGGCAGCCCCGGGCCGCGGCGCGCGGCGGGGCCGAACCGGAGCCGAGCCCGGGGCGGGACCGGAGCCGAACCGAGCCGGGACCGGGGCCGGGACCGCACCAGGGCGGCCCAGACCGCCGAGCCGGGCCGGGGGCUGGAGCCGGUGCCGCUCGGUGCUGCUCCUGUUCAGCCCGGAUCAGGCAGGGCUGGCCCGGGCCGGCCCGGUCCCGGCAGGGCUGGCCCGGGCUGGCCGGAUUCAGCUUCUCCGGUUGGGUCCGGCUUGGUCCGGUCAGGUUUGGCUCAGUUGGGUCCCGCUCAGUCUGGUCUGGUCCAGCUUGGUCUUGUAGGGUCGGGCUCGGUCCAGUUGGGUCCAGACAGGUCAGGUCCAGCUCGGUCUGGCUGGUCUGAGUCAGGAUAGGACAGGUCUGAUGCAGUCCAGUUAGGUCUGGCUUGGUCUGGUCAGGUCCAGCUCGGUCUUGUAGGGUCGGGCUCGGUCUGGUUGGGUCCAACCAGGUCAGGUCUGGCUUGGUCUGGUCAGGUCCAUCUGGGCUGGGUCAGGAUAGGACAGGUCUGGCUUGGUCCAGUCAGGUCUGGCUUGGUCUGGUCAGGUCCAGAUUGGUCUUCUAAGGUCAGGCUUGGUCCGGUUGGGUCCAGCCAGUUAGGUCUGGCUUGGUCUGGUCAAGUCCAGCUCAGUCUGGCUGGGCUAGGUCAGAAUCAGACAAGUCUGGCUUGGUCCAGUUAGGUCUGGCUUGGUGUGCUCAGGUCCAGCUCCGUCUUGUAGGGUCAGGCUUGGUCCAGUAGGGUCCAACUCGGUUUGGUUGGGCCCAGCUUGCUCUGCUUGGGUCCAUUCAAGACCGGUUGGGCCUGGCUGGGGCCGCUUGGUGCCAGGCGGGCCUAGCUGAGGCCUCCCAGCUCUGCCAUGGGGGAGCUGGGGCUGGGCCGGGAGUUCCACACGUGGCACGAGUUCAGCUGCUUCUUCGACGAGUGGUGCGAGCGCCACAAGGUGCUCUUCAUCAUCGCCAGCCUGAAGCCGCUCGUCUCGCUGCGCCGGCACCCGCUGCACGCCCAGCCCAGCCUGGCCGAGACGCUGCGCUUCCGCUUCGUCCGCCUCAUCUGCAAGCACAGCGGCACCUACGUGGGCCAGAGCACCGUGCAGCGCAACCGGCUGAGCGAGAAGAUCGACUGCCCGGCUUCGGUCACGCUGCGCCUGGGCCCCAAGAAGGACCGGCUGGUGGUAAUCGAGGCCAGCCUGGAGCACAACCACCGCCUCUCCGAGGUGGAGUUCGCCCACUACUUCAAGAGGCACCAGCUGGAGGCCAGCAUGGGGCUGCCCAUCCGCAUCACCAACAGCGUCUCCAAGCGCUUCCUGGCCCCCGACCUGGUUUGGAACUUGGAGGACUACAGCAAGGCCAAGGACAAGGGCAUGUGCGAGCUCCUGAGCCAGCUGGACGGGCUCUUCAAGAGUGACCCGGGGGCCAAAGUCAAGCUGGUCUUCCAGGAGGACGUGGCGGUGCUCAACAGCAUCUUCCUGGCCACCUCGCACAUGCGGAGCCUGGUGCAGCGCUUCCCCCGCUGCCUCUACAUGGACCGAGCGGCCUGCGUGAACGGUGAGUUCGACCUCUACUCCGUGCUCUGCGAGGACGCCAACGGGCGCGGGCGGGAGUGCGCCUACUGCGUGGCCCGCCGCGGCGUGCCCGACCUCGUCCUCUUCAUCGUGGCCUCGCUGGUGCAGAGCGCCCCGGCCAUCAAGCUCCAGGUGCGGUGCCUGACGGUGGGGGCGGGCGUCACGGACGUGGACGCCGUCGAGGAGGUGCUGCCCUGCGCCCGCGUCCAGAUCUGCCGCCUCCAGGUGCUCGAGGCGCUCUACCGCAAGGCCCGCGAGCUCGCCGCCCCCAAGGAGGACAAGGUGCGCAACCUGCUGCACAACAUGGCCAACGCCAGCUCGCCCCGCGUCUACAGCCAGUACCUGAGCGACCUGGAGGACGCGGCGCCCCUCGCCUUCCUGCGGUACUACCUGGAGACGUGGCACCACAACAAGGGCAUGUGGGCCGAGUGCUGGGCUUUCGAGCGCAACCGCGACUGCCCCUUCCUCGAGCACAUGAGUUUCCAUCGGCAGAAGCUCUGCUCGGCGCUGGGGCCGCCCCUGGGGCUGGCCGCCUGCGUGCGGGGGCUGCUGGACCUGCAGGCGCUGCGGGUGGAGGUGGCCGCCCUCAACGAGGAGCGCGUCUCCGACCUCUACCGGGCCGCCUGCCCGCCCGAGAGCGCGGCCCUCGUGGCCGAGGAGCUGGGGCUGGCCAAGCACGCCGACUACCGCGUCGACGAGGUGCCCGACGGCUUCCUCCUCCACGGCGCCGGCUGCUCCUUCGUGGUCAGCCCCGACCUGGCCGCCUGCAGCUGCUCCAUCUACGUCUCCAGCCGCCGGCCCUGCCGCCACGUCUUCGCCGCCCGCCUCUGGACCGGCCAGCCCCUCUACGACCCCGGGCUGCUGCCCUCGCCCCGGGGCCUCGAGGGGCAGGACACCUCCUAGCCCCCCGCAUCCUGGGGUGGGUGGCGGGCGGGCGAGCACCUAGGGGUGCUGCUGGACACGGACUGUGCUGCCCGCGGGGGGCUCUGGGGGUGGCCCCUUCCUGGACUUCCCCCAAUAAAAGGCCCUUUAGAUGCC
Messenger RNA from Dromaius novaehollandiae (emu), 2657 nucleotides. It is a transcript of the gene ZSWIM9, whose product is annotated as zinc finger SWIM-type containing 9. Gene Ontology annotation, molecular function: zinc ion binding. The record is from RefSeq and is a predicted model, not a curated record. Lineage: Eukaryota; Metazoa; Chordata; Aves; Casuariiformes; Dromaiidae. The transcript has 2 exons. The coding region runs from base 915 to 2522 and encodes 535 amino acids.